Molecule: messenger RNA, 1095 nt
Organism: Rhodotorula toruloides NP11
Lineage: Eukaryota; Fungi; Basidiomycota; Microbotryomycetes; Sporidiobolales; Sporidiobolaceae
Exons: 3
Coding region: 1-1095 (364 amino acids)
Source: RefSeq, a predicted model, not a curated record
AUGAGCGCACCAGAGUUCCAGCAGGCGCGCAUCUCGGACGACCUGACCCUCGUCUACGUCGACUCGUGGCACGGCAGGGCCAAGGGGGACUUGCCGGAGCGGUACACGACGGUUGUCGGACUGCACGGCGUCGGAUUCAACAGUGCCGUCUGGACGCCGCUGCUCCCCGCUCUCCCCUCCUCGAUCCGCUUCCUCGCCUACAACCAGCGCUCGUACGCCCGAUCGUCGCCCGCAUUCGACGCCACGCAACCUGGAGGAACGGAUGCGACCGCGACGUACCUGUGCGACUUGAUGGAGUUCUUGCGGUUUGCGGUGGAUGAGCUGGGCGUGCAGGGCGUCGACGAGGAGACGCACGAGGGCGGUAUCGUCCUCCUGGGCUGGAGCAAGGGCACCGUCCUAUGCUUCUCGCUCCUCUCGCUCAUCCACCUCACCUCCUCGCCCUCGCCCACCUCUUUCCUCGCACACCUGCCGUCCUCAGGUCUCCCGCACGCCUCACUCCUUCGCACGCACCUCCGCUCCCUAAUUCUCUUCGAGCCUCCCGGUUCCGCUCUCGGACGCCCGCCGACUGACGACUACACAAGCGCCAUGAAGGCCGUCUCGCCGCCGCACUCGUCGACGCCGACCGAGUUCGCCGAGGCUUUCGCAGGAUGGAUCGGGAUGUACGCUCCUUCGGCGAGUGCGGACGAAGUAGCGGAGGAACUGCUCCCGCCGUCAGGGUUGGACGCUCUCGGUCCUGAGUUGCGCAAAGUCGCGUGGGAACCGGCAUGCGUCGCGCAUGGGUUCAGUUGGCGGCUGGCGGAAGGAGCGGAGGAGGUCCAGCGCUUGGCGGAGAGCGCGUUGAAGCCGACUGGUGGAGUCGCCCUGCCUGUCGGGUUGAUCUACGGCACGCGGACGAACGGGUACUGUCUCGAUGCGGCCAGGACGGUCGAAGGGUGGUGGGGGAUCUCGGACGACGCGCAGGACGGUGGCGAGGAGCAGGCAAAGCGCAAGACGGCCGUCCGCAAGGUACCCGGCACGAACCACUUUGCGUUCAUUCACGAGCCAGAGGCGUUCGCGAAGGCUGUCAUCGAGCUCGUAGACGAGUUGUCACUCUAA